This is a messenger RNA of Closterium sp. NIES-65, 1077 nucleotides long. NCBI's taxonomy places the organism in Eukaryota, Viridiplantae, Streptophyta, Zygnematophyceae, Desmidiales, Closteriaceae. The record is from the annotation of a GenBank genome assembly.
AUGCUCGGGUUCGCCGCGUCGCUCCUUGGCGAAGCCAUUACCGGGCAAGGAAUCCUCUCGCAACUCAACCUGGAAACCGGAAUCCCCAUCGCGGAAGCCGAGCCGCUGCUCCUCUUCUUCAUCGCAUUCACCGUGCUCGGCGCGAUCGGCGGGCUGAGCGACCGCGGGCGAUUCGUCGAUGACGAGGCGCCUGCCGGGCCGCCCGUGAAGCCUGGCAGUUUCAAGGCUGCGCUUGGACUGAGCGAGGACGGGCCGCUGUUCGGGUUUACCAAGGCAAAUGAGCUUUUCGUGGGGCGCAUGGCGCAAUUAGGGUUUGCUGCGAGCUUGGUUUGCGAGGUGAUCACUGGGAAAGGUGCUCUGGCGCAGCUGAAUAUCGAGACUGGGCUGCCCAUUUUUGAGUUGGAGCCGCUGCUGCUGGCGAGUAUUGUGUUCUUCUUCGUCGCGGCUAUUAACCCCGCCGGCAAAGGCGCCUCAAUUCCAUUCCAUCGCCUAGCAGGCACCUCCGCCAUUGCUCCCUGCAGGCCAGGUGUCACCGCCCUCCUAGGCUUCAACAAAUCCGCCGUCCCCGCUAAAACCACUCCUGUCAAGAAGCAACUCCGCACCGAAGAUGGCAUCUUCGGCACAUCCGGCGGCUUCGUCUUCACGAAAGCGAACGAACUUUUCGUCGGCCGCGUGGCGAUGCUCGCAUUUGCAGCGUCGCUCCUUGGCGAAGCGGUUACCGGUCAAGGAAUCCUAACGCAAUUUAACCUCGAAACCGGAAUCCCCAUCACGGAAGCCGAGCCGCUGCUCCUCUUCUUCAUCGCAUUCACCGUGCUCGGCGCGAUCGGCGGGCUGGGCGACCGCGGACGAUUCGUCGAUGACGAGGCGCCUGCCGGGCCGCCCGUGAAGCCCGGCAGUUUCAAGGCCGCGCUAGGACUGAGUGAGGAGGGACCCCUGUUCGGGUUUACCAAGGCAAAUGAGCUUUUCGUGGGGCGCAUGGCGCAAUUAGGGUUUGCGGCGAGCUUGGUUGGCGAGGUAAUUACUGGGAGAGGUGCUCUGGCGCAGCUGAAUAUCGAGACUGGGUUGCCGAUUUUUUAG